AUCAAACGGCUGAGCUGUUUACGCGCCAAUUUUAUCACAUUAUUAUUACUUUACUUGUUUACGAUUAUUUUUCAUUCCUUUAUAUUCAGUUAUAUUAUAUUAUAUUAGUAAUUUAUCCUAGAAGAUUUAAUUUAUCCUUCAAGUUAUAAUAUAAGAAUUUACAAUGGCUAUGCGUGAUUAUAGUGCAGAUAAAGAAUCGUUAAAAAAUUUUUUCAUCGAUUUUUGUCAAACUGAUGACGAAGGACAUAAGAACUUUAAGUAUGCAGAGCAGCUUACAAGAGUUGCCCACAGGGAACAGACUGCCUUUGUUGUGGACUUGGAUGACCUCCAUGAGUCCAAUGAAGAAUUGGCUGAAGCAGUGAAAUUGAAUACUCGUCGCUACACCACCAUGGUCUCUGAUGUUGUGUAUGAAAUGUUGCCAGAAUACAAACACAGAGAGGUAGCUGCUAAAGAUUCUUUAGAUGUGUACAUUGAACAUAGAAUUAUGUUAGAAGCACGAAAUCAUAGAAUACCAGGAGAGAUGAGAGACCCAAGGAAUAGAUAUCCUGCAGAGCUUAUCAGGCGAUUCGAGGUGUAUUUCAAGGAUAUGGGAACCUCCAAGUCAAUUCCAAUAAGAGAAGUGAAAGCUGAACAUAUUGGCAAACUUGUAACAGUAAAAGGUAUCGUGACGCGUUGCACGGACGUGAAGCCGCUGCUAGUUGUAGCGACGUACUCGUGCAGUGCUUGCGGCGCGGAGACGUACCAGCCAGUGAGAGCGCUGCAGUUCACGCCGCCGCCAGCGUGCUCGGCCGACGAGUGUCGCCUGAACAAGACCGCCGGGCAGCUACAUUUGCAGACCAGGGGCUCCAGAUUUCAGAAGUUUCAGGAGUUGAAAAUACAGGAACAUUCCGAUCAAGUGCCAGUGGGGCACAUCCCACGGCAGCUGUCGGUGUACUGUCGCGGAGAGACGACGCGGCGCGCGCAGCCCGGCGACCACGUGGCCAUCACCGGCAUCUUCCUACCGCUUUUCAGCGCCGGCUUCAAGCAGAUCGUUCAAGGACUGCUCUCUGAUACAUACCUUGAAGCUCAUAGUGUAUCCUGUUUAAAUCAAAGUGAUGAGAAUGAGGUUGCCGAAGCCCUUACAGAGGAAGAGUUGGCAGAGUUGGCGGAGGAAGAUCUGUACUCGAGAAUGGCGCAGAGUUUGGCGCCGGAGAUAUACGGACAUGAGGAUGUGAAGAAAGCUUUAUUGUUGCUGCUUGUUGGCGGUGUGGACAAGCGGCCUAACGGCAUGAAAAUCCGUGGUAACAUCAACAUCUGCUUGAUGGGCGACCCCGGCGUUGCUAAGUCUCAGCUACUGAACUACAUCGACCGUCUCGCGCCGCGCUCGCAGUACACCACAGGCCGCGGCUCUUCAGGCGUGGGGCUCACCGCCGCAGUCAUGAAGGAUCCAUUCACUGGAGAGAUGAUGUUAGAAGGGGGAGCCCUCGUUUUAGCUGAUCAGGGCGUAUGCUGCAUUGACGAGUUCGAUAAGAUGGCGGAAACUGACCGCACAGCCAUACACGAGGUCAUGGAGCAACAGACCAUUAGUAUUGCCAAGGCGGGAAUAAUGACAUGUCUCAACGCUCGCGUGUCAAUAUUAGCUGCGGCGAAUCCCGCGUAUGGUAGAUACAAUCCGAAGCGCACCAUCGAACAGAAUAUACAGCUACCGGCCGCUUUACUGUCGCGUUUUGAUCUGCUGUGGCUCAUACAGGAUAAACCCAACAGGGAGAAGGAUCUGGAGCUGGCGAAGCACAUAGCGUACGUGCAUCAGCACUCUCAGCAGCCGCCGAGCUCGCGUCGCGCGCUGCCCAUGCGGCUCGUACGACGCUACGUAGCGCUCACCAGACGCAAGCAGCCCGCCGUGCCCCCGCACCUCGCCGACUACAUCGUUUCAUCGUACGUAGAGAUGCGGCGUGAAGCGCGUAACGCUCGUGACGUCACGUUUACAUCGGCCAGGAAUCUACUCGCGGUACUGCGACUGUCGACGGCACUAGCGCGUCUCAGGUUGUCUGAUGUGGUGGAGAAGGAGGACGUGGCAGAAGCGAUCCGGCUAGUGGACAUGUCAAAACAAUCCUUACAGCAUGUCGAAGAUAAUGUGCAGAGGGGCAUAAGUUCUACGGAUCGAAUAUUCGCGAUUGUACGCGAUCUGGCCGGUUCGAAUCAAACUGUCAAAAUUGCGGACGUAAUAGAGAGAUGUGUCGACAAAGGAUUUAAACCUGAUCAAGUGGACGCUUGCAUCGAACAGUACGAAAACUUGAAUGUAUGGCAAGUAAAUCAAGUUCGGACGAAGAUUACAUUUAUGUAAAAUCAUAUUUAAGAUUCUAUGUGUAAGAAAUAAGUACCAUCAGUACCAAGUGAAGUUUUUUUCUAUGAACACUUUUUUAACAGAUACCAU
Molecule: messenger RNA, 2413 nt
Organism: Achroia grisella
Lineage: Eukaryota; Metazoa; Arthropoda; Insecta; Lepidoptera; Pyralidae
Gene: Mcm7
Product: DNA replication licensing factor Mcm7
Exons: 16
Coding region: 164-2323 (719 amino acids)
Biological process (GO): DNA replication initiation; DNA strand elongation involved in DNA replication; double-strand break repair via break-induced replication
Cellular component (GO): MCM complex; nucleus
Molecular function (GO): single-stranded DNA binding; ATP hydrolysis activity; ATP binding
Source: RefSeq, a predicted model, not a curated record